AUGGAGGCAUACUGCACUUAUACCCCCAUGGAUCCAGAAGGUCCUGAGAAUAGAGCAGCUGUAAUCAUGAGUUUUAUAAACCAGUCGGUCACGGACAUUAGGAAGAAACUGCAGAGAAUAGAUAGAUUAGGAGAAAAGAGUUUUCAGGACUUGCUGGAGGUAGCUGAGAAAGUGUAUAACAAUCGGGAGCCUCCUGAGGAAAAGCAGGCUCGUGCCAUGGCAGCUGUCAGUGACAAGCAGACCCGAAAUCUGGCCAAGAUUCUGCUCGCCACCACCGCGGACUCCCCUGAGGAACGGACUCACCACCUUCGCCACCUUCACCAACUUGCCAAUGACCAGGAGAGAGACAGACUAAAGUCCUGGGUGCAAGGGGCAACUGGCAUGAGCCAGUAUUCAUGGACUACCUGAAGAAGAGUAGAUGUAGGAAUGGGCCGGGUAUCCCAUUCCUUCAUGGUAAUACCGGAAUGCCCCUACCCCCUAUUAGGACAGGACUUGCUGACCAAGAUUGGAGCCCAAAUAACUUUCAGACAAGGGGGGGCCCAGGUCACUGAUGGCAAAGGCCACCCCAUCCAGGUUCUGACCCUGAGACUGGAGGAUGAAUAUCGCCCCCACCAGGGGGUGCCCCCAGUAGAAAGCAAUAUGGACAGAUGGCUACAAGAAUUCCCCGCAGCUUGGGCAGAGACGGGGGGAGUAGGACUGGCCGCUCACAGGGCCCCAACCCUGGUGGAGCUAAAUCCAGGAGAAGGCCCGAUAAGAGUUAAGCAGUACCCUAUGUCCCAGGAGGCCCGGAAGGGGAUCCAGCCUCACAUCCGGAGGCUGCGAAACCUAGGGGUACUGGUUCCCUGCCAAUCUGCCUGGAACACCCCCCUCCUGCCAGUCAGAAAGCCUCACACGAAUGACUACCGACCAGUACAGGACCUCCGAGAAGUAAGUAAGAGAGUCAUGGAUAUACACCCGACUGUUCCUAACCCAUACACUCUCUUAAGCUCUUGGGCGCCCUCCUGAGUCUGGUAUACUGUAUUGGACUUGAAGGAUGCCUUUUUCAGUCUGCCGCUGGCGCCUCAAAGCCAAUCCUUGUUUGCCUUCGAAUGGCACGACCUGGAGGAGGGCUACAGUGGACAAUUAACCUAGACACGAUUGCCCCAAUGGUUCAAGAAUUCGCCCACCAUCUUCGACAAGGCACUGCAAGAGGACUUGGGUGAGUACAGGAGAGAGCACCGUCUCACCCUCCUCCAAUACGUAGAUGACAUCCUGAUUGCUGCCGACACCGCCGAGGACUGUGAGCAAGGGACCCGAGAUCUGCUGGCCACCUUGGGGACCUUAGGUUACCGGGCAUCGGCGAAGAAAGCUCAGAUAUGCAGAGAGAGGGUGAGUUAUUUGGGAUACAUCCUGGAGGGCAGACAGCGGCGGUUGUCUGAUGCCAGAAAAGUGACAGUCUUGAAAAUCCCUACUCCCACUUCCUGGAGGGAAGUGAGGGAAUUCUUAGGAUCGGCUGGCUAUUGCCGCUUCUGGAUACCGAGUUUUGCCCAGAUCACCAGACCCCUAUACGAAGCUACCAAGGAGGGGAGGGCAUUUGAAUGGACUGAGAAAGAAGAGACUGCCUUUAACCAGAUAAAGAAAGCCCUUUUGGCUGCUCCAGCCCUGGGACUGCCGGACAUUACAAAGCCCUUUCGCCUCUUUGUAGACUAACGCAAGGGAAUAGCAAAGGGGGUUUUAACUCAGGCCUUAGGCCCCUGGAGCCGCCCCGUAGCGUACCUGUCUAAGAAGCUGGAUCCAGUAGCUGCUGGCUGGCCGCCGUGCUUGAGAAUCAUUGUGGCAGACGCCGACAAACUGACCUUGGGGCAGGAAAUCGGGAUCACAACCCCGCAUGCCAUUGAGGGGGUCCUAAAACAGCCUCCUGACAGGUGGAUGAGCAACGCACGUAUGACCCACUAUCAGAGCCUGCUGCUCAACCCCCCUAGAGUGCGGUUCCAUCCCAGUGCGGCCCUCAACCCUGCUACUCUGCUGCCUUACCCCGACUUAAAUGCCCCACUACACGACUGUGCGGGGAUCUUAGAGCAUGUACACGGACUCCAGAAGGACUUGACUGACGGGCCCCUCCCUGAUGCAGAGGCUACCUGGUUCACAAAUGGGAGCAGCUUCGUGCGGAACAGGUGCAGGUAUGUGGGUGCGGCGGUGGUCACUGAAGCGGACACCGUAUGGGCGGAGGCCCUGCCCUCUGGGAUGUCAGCCCAGCAGGCAGAACUCGUCGCCCUUACCAAGGCACUGACACUAGGGGCCGGGAAGAGGCUUAAUGUUUACACAGACAGCCAUUAUGCAUUUGCUACAGCUCAUGUCCACAGGGCAAUCUAUCAGGAGAGAGGGCUGCUGACAGCAGAGGGACGGACAGUAAAGAAUAAGCAGGAGAUUCUUGACCUGCUUGCGGCCUUUUUGCUCCCUGCCAAGUUAGCCAUUAUCCACUGCCAAGGGCACCAGAAGACAGAUGACCCAGUGGCAAGAGGUAACCAAAAGGCUGAUCAGACAGCCAAGGCAGCUGCCUUCACUUUGGUCCCCACCAUGGCCCUACAACUACCAGACCCAGGGGACCCGGUUUUGCCAGACUAGCCCGGGGAGUCCCAGGAAGAGUUUCAGCGGAUCAAGAAGCUUCCCCACGCCCAGGAGGUAAAGGGAUGGUGGUAUACACCUGACAAGGAGCUUGUACUGCCAGGCUGACUUGGAGUCACAGUGUUAGAACGCAUGCACCGAUCCACCCACCUGGGGGCCCAGAAAUUAAAGGACUUAAUACAGCAUGCCAGGAUCAGGAUUCACCAACAAGACUCCAAAAUAAAUCAGAUAGUAGUGCCGGGGUCCAGCCCCAGCAGGUCCAGGGUAGCCUCCUGUAGGACCUGCCAACUCACAAACGCAAGAGCUGGGUCAGGUGGAGAAGGAACCAGGCUCAGAGGAACCAAACCGGGAGCACAAUGGGAGGUCUAUUUCACUGAAGUUAAACCAGGGAAGUAUGGGUAUAAAUAUCUUUUAGUGUUCAUAGAUACCUUCUCUGGCUGGGUAGAGGCAUACCCAGCCAAGCAUGAAACAGCUCAGACGGUGGCCAAGAAGCUGCUGGAAGACAUCUUACCCAGGUAUGGUUUUCCUGCUAUGAUAGGAUCCGACAAUGGACCAGCCUUUAUUUCGAAGGUAACACAGGCAAUAGCCAAGGUCAUAGGGGAAGAUUGGAAAUUGCAUUGUGCUUAUAGGCCCCAGAGUUCAGGGCAAGUAGAAACAAUGAAUAGAACUCUAAAAGAGACCUGCCGGGAGCCGACCAUUACGAAAUUAACCAUGGAGACUGGCGGGGACUGGGUGGCUCUCCUUCCAUAUGCCCUUUACCGGGUGAGAAACUCCCCUUACACCCUGGGUCUUACUCCCUACAAGAUCAUGUUUGGCAGACCACCCCCUAUUGUUCCUAACCUUAAAGCUGAACUCCUAGCUGAAUUUGAAAAUCAAGAAAUAUCUUUUCUCUUAAGAGGACUCCAGAGGGCACACGAGGACAUUUGGCCAAGCCUCCGUGCCAUCUAUGAGGCUGGCCCGACCCCGACGCUUCAUCAGCACAGACCGGGAGACUGGGUGUUCGUCAAAAGUCACCGCCGGGAGACCCCUGAGCCACGUUGGGAGGGCCCCUACAUCAUUGUGCUGACUACACCCACCGCUCUCAAGGUAGACGGCAUCGCAACCUGGGUCCAUCACACCCACGUCCACCCAGCUGACCCCUCUGCAGUCCAGGAGAACUUCAUCAUGCGAUGGAGCAUCGAUCAGGAUCAGCGCAACCCGCUCAAGCUCAAGCUACAGUGCGUAUGA
This is a messenger RNA of Myotis davidii, 3831 nucleotides long. RefSeq lists its product as uncharacterized. Gene Ontology annotation, biological process: DNA integration; virion assembly; proteolysis. Gene Ontology annotation, molecular function: nucleic acid binding; RNA-DNA hybrid ribonuclease activity; aspartic-type endopeptidase activity. Lineage: Eukaryota; Metazoa; Chordata; Mammalia; Chiroptera; Vespertilionidae. The record is from RefSeq and is a predicted model, not a curated record.